Messenger RNA from Lycium ferocissimum, 4028 nucleotides. RefSeq lists its product as uncharacterized. The transcript has 8 exons. Gene Ontology annotation, biological process: system development; regulation of DNA-templated transcription. The record is from RefSeq and is a predicted model, not a curated record. Lineage: Eukaryota; Viridiplantae; Streptophyta; Magnoliopsida; Solanales; Solanaceae. The coding region runs from base 2299 to 3792 and encodes 497 amino acids. Gene Ontology annotation, molecular function: DNA binding.
GUUUCAGUUAGGGCAAGUAACAAUCACUGGGGAUAACAUAAUAACUUUUAAAAGCUUGAGGAGGUUACAUGUUCCGAGCUCAGUCCAAAAGGCACCAAAGUAACAUUUUCACGAAAUUGUGUAUGGAGAAGAAAAGAAACACUGAAAAUUAACCUUCUCUCUGUCAAAUACUGUAUAAGACAACCCAAUUCAACCAAGAAGUCAUCUUUUCUUUCUAAUUUUGGUAGAAAAGAAUAUGAAGAACCAGGGUAUUGCUAUUGAAACUGAAGGAGUUUUAAAAAAAAAAAAAAUCAUCACAAAAAUGACUUCUUUAUUUCAGUGCCAAAGAGUGAAAAUGGUUGAGGGUCUAUAUAGGAAUUACAAGUUUCAAGUCAAACAAUUCUUGGCUGCCUUUAUUCUGGUUAUCAUGGGUGUUGGCCAUUACGGCCUCGGUUGUUUUGUAUAUGUUGGAGUUAUGUGUAGUACAGGUAGGUAUGCUCGGUCAAGUAACGCACAGGGUGCCGGUCUCGCCUCCCCAGGUUUGUGAUAGUAAUUGAUUUGUGUAUCAGUACUUAUUGUAACUUCAGUAGUAAUCUGCCUUUUGCACUUCCUGUCCUCCUUUUUGUUUCUGGCUUAUUUUAUCAUGGCAUUCUGUUACAAGCUGGUUGCAUCAUAAGGGAAGAAAUUAUACUAAAUUCACAAGUGACUAGGUUGCUGUAUUUAAAGGUCAUUGCAUAAAUCUAGGGAUAUUUAUUCAUCUGUAGCGUAAUGUCAAACAAAUAAGGUGUUAGUGUUUUUCUGACCCCUUGAUCUAAUUUGUAAAUACAUUCAGUUAGAAGAUCAUAGUUCUUCUCAUCGUACCAGCAAAUUAUAUUUUCAAUAUUCCAGCCACAUUUAAAUCAUUCUUCUGCUUCUGAUUUGCGUAUAUGUUGUAACGUUAUUUAAGCAAUAAUAACCGUUUGCUUUGAUAAAAAACUAUAUAAGGAUUAACUAGUGCCAGAGAGAGACUAUUAUCUCUGCAACGAUCAGUAUUUUCUUAAUAGUUGGGUUAGGUGCUUAUCCAAGUUGACCAUUUAAGUUGAGUUCUUUUAUAUUUCUUUCUGUCAGCUCGUACAGUUAUUCUCUGGAGUGUAGAAAACCUAAUAUACGUGGUUUGUGAUUUUUUUCUGGACGACUUUACUCUUCUUUAAGUGUGGGAUCUCCUAUUAGCCUAUCAUCAAAGAGUCUGGUGUAACAAAUUAGUUAGAUGACCUGGAUCACCAAAUAUAAUAUUUUUAAGGGCUUGUUUGGUAUGAGGGAUAAGGAUAAAUAAUCCCGGGAUUAUAUUUGAGAUGAGUUUAUCCCAUGUUUGGUUGGGAUAAAAUCUCGGUAUAACUAAUCCUGGGAUUAGUAAUCCCGGGAUUGUAGUGUUAUUUUAUCCCUGUGGGAGCGUGGAAUAACUAAUCCCGGGAUAACUAAUCCUAGGAUAAGUUAUCCUGGGAUAACUUAUUUUCAACCAAACGACCCCUAAAAGUGUAGAAACAACCAUUGAUUCGGAUGAACAUUUCCCAUGUAUUUGUUGGGUGGUUAUAACAUAUAACUAGAACAAUGCAGAUGGAGUACCUUAUCGAUGGCCCAUUUCGGCAUGAAUAUUAUCUUAGUAUUUGCAAAUAUUGAAGUUUAAUAUUCAAAUAUUUACAAAUAUUGAACUUUUUUAUUUGAAUUUCAAAUUAAUUAUCGGAAUAAUUGUCUAAAGGUGAGCUCGUCGCACAUGGCUUGCCUAGUGCGGGUUAUCUCUCUUGUGUGGUUUGCGGGCUAUUUCACAAGAGCGGGUUUACCCUGUGCACACCCGAAGGGUAGCGGCUGCGGGUUCCCUUGUGAUUAAAAAAAAAAAAAAAAAAAAAACCUGUUUAAAGGUGUAUUUCAAGUGAAAUACUGGUCCCACAAAUCUUCAACUUCCACAGUUGUUUUUCCAACUCAAGUUCAUGUCUAUAACAAUUUCAACUUCAUAUGUUCAUCUUUGAUCAAUUUCAACUCAAAUAUUAUUCAUAUGUCUGCCUAGACCUGUUACAGAGAUCUUCUAGAUUGAACAACUAGAAAACAUGUAGUGUACUUCUUAGCAUUGCAUCCUAUCAAGCAGGUCGAAAUUCCUAUGACGUUACUAUCUGCUGCAGUAUCUGGAGCUUGGAGGCAUGUGAUAUUCUGGCCAACUUUGCUUCAACUUUCUCUUGAAGCUAUGGAACCUAUGGAGCAUAGCAGAUUUCUUUUGGUUGGCUAUAAAAUUGACCUCUUUAGGUUCAAGAAAGAACAACGCGAGCCUCCACGGCAAAGGGUGCAAAAAUGGAAGAAAAGGGGAAAGAGAACAGCACUGCUGAUAUGAGGAACCUGAACAAGCAUUGUAUGGACAUUGAAGUCAUCCCUAAACUGGAAAUGCUGGUUGAUGGUCAGCUGUGUUGUGCAGACGAAGAGCUGAUAAUUCAUUAUCUCUAUAAGAAAAUGAUAGGCCAGCCCUUUCCCAAUCAGACUAUUCAUGAAGUCGACUUCUUCUUGUACCGUCCUCAGCAGCUUUCUCAGAUGCACCUUCCAUCUCAAGCGGAAGAAUGGUACUUUCUGAGCCCAGCAAACAAAGACGGUCAAUCCAACAGCAUGAACAGUGGCGGAUAUUGGGAAUCUUGUGGAACAGAUUCCCUCAUCCACAAGGAUGGUGAGCUGAUUGGAUACAGAAAGACACUAAUCUACAUUGAGGAGAAGCAUGAGGAGGAUAGGAGCAGGACUGAGUGGCUAGUGCACGAAUACAGACUGAAUAGUACUGGUACAACUUCUGACGACAUGCAGUGGGUAGUUUGCAAGUUAUACAAGGUGAGUAACAAGUUAAUAGCAGCAGAGGAAAAGGAAGCCGCAAAAUCUGCUAGUCCAAAUGAUGGGGUAUCUAGCAAGGGCUUGACAAUUGAAGUCAGAGAGAAAGCGAGCUACACAGUUAAUGAUGAGGGGCCUAGUAAUGUUGGCGAUGAUUUACAUCCUCUGCUUGAUACUAGUCAAGUCACUGCUGCAACGCUUUACUCCUCUUCAAUACUGCUUGAUCAGUUAAUAGCAGCAGAGGAAAAGGAAGCCCCAAAAUCUGCUGGUCAAAAUGAUGGGAUAUCUAGCAAGGGCUUGACAAUAGAAGUCCCACAGAGAGCAAGCAACAUAGACAAUGACGAGGGGACUAGUAAUGUCCUUGGCGAAGAUUUACAUCCUCUGCUUGAUACUGAUCAAGUCACUACUGCAAUGCUUCACUCCUCUUCAAUGUUGCUUGAUCAAAUUUGGAGCUUUGACAAACCUCAUACAUACCCUUGGCGUCAGCAUGACCAGGGAACUGUGCUUCCUACUCCUAAGACCCAACAUGUGGAGAGAAAUACACUUACUCCUCCUACAGGUCCACACAAAGCAACAAACGAAGUGGUUGGAAAUAAGCGUCCGAUAGGUAUGCGUAAUUCACAGUCACCGCCUGCAUCUGAUGAAGGCUUCAUGAUCCGGAAUGCAAAAUCUCAGCGUCUGUGUGAUGUGGGAACUAUGCUUCCCCCUCCCCUGCCUGAAAAUGAUCAGAGAACAAUAGUUCCUACUAAAGCGAGCAGUGAUGUGGUUACUGAUACGGUCCCAAGUAACAGUCAGGGCUCUGAGAAACCUGAGUGUUCUGAAAAAAAUCUUGAUGGGCGCACUGGCAUUUUCAGCUUUGAUGGUGAGUGGCCGCUAUAUCCUGAUUUAACUGAACUUCCCCCAUAUGAUGAAUCUUUUGAGUCCUUAACUGCAGAAGUAUUGACCUUCUUUAAUCAGCCAGAUCCUGAAUAUCCAUAGGCAUAUGACAACAAGAAAGAGGCCAAUAAAUGUUAGAACCAUGUUAUGGCAGUCUGUGGUGAGAAUUACAGAUGUUUUAAUUACUUUAUACAAACUUCUGCUAGAUGAGUAAAGGUAUGAAGGCAGUAGAUUUAGGUUUCAGGACCAAAUAUUGGUGAAGGCCGUCAUGCACAAUUGUUUCAAUUUUUAUGGCAAGUACUGUCUAAUUUUAUCAAGGAAUCUGUUAGUUUUUAUUA